CUAAUUGCGCGGUAGAUAAAAGUAACUUGGCGGAGUUUUUCUGCAUUUUCCAAAGCUGUGUAGGUCAUCCAUAUUUCUUAGGCUGUUUCCUUCCUCUCAAUGCAUAACUUGUUUUUGGUCGGGCUAGGUUUGUUCAUACGGUCAUUUUUCGCGGACCUCAAAAGGAGUUGGAAUUCUCCUUCGUUGAAGAUAUCGAUAGCGCUAAUUACUGAAGAUGUGAUUCUACGCUGCGGUGCUGCUAUUGUAUCCGAUGUGAAUCGGCUGGGACAGCCACUACUCUCACCGAGGGUUAAGUGUUAGGACUUCUUUGAACCGGAGAGAACGAAAUCGUGAAUUAUCAUAUUAUGUUAUGUUGACAGCCAAGGAGCGCAUGCCUCUGAAUAUUUUGUCUAACAAACCCAGAGAAGAGGAACUUGCCUUGUAUUUAAACAUGGGAGGUCAGAUAACAAGAAAUACCUUGUACGAUUCUCUGGGUGGCCCCUUCCCCACCACGUCUCACCGCUGCCACCAUAAGCCCACCAAGAGAUGUCUGCCUAUCCAGCAGUGUGGAGGCAGCAGGUCCUCCUUUCCACUGCUCUUCCACCCUAGUGCCAAGGGCUCCCAGAUCGUCAUGGACAUGGCCCAGAGGACCGUCAAGAGACAGGCCAGUUUCUGCAACGCCAUCACCUUCAGCAACCGGCCCAUUGCCCUGUUCGAGCAGGUCCGCCUCAAGAUCACUAAGAAGCAGUGCUGCUGGAGCGGAGCCCUGCGUCUGGGCUUCACCUCCAAGGACCCAUCCCGCAUCAACCCAGACAACCUGCCUAAGUACGCCUGCCCAGACCUUGUCUCACAGAACGGAUUCUGGGCCAAGGCCCUGCCCGAGGAGCUGUCCAACGAGGGCAACAUCAUCUCCUUCUGGGUGGACAAGAAGGGCCGGGUCUUCUACCGUAUCAUUGACUCUAGCCCCAUACUGUUCUUCUGCGGGGUCCAUGCCUCCGAGCCACUCUGGGCUCUCAUAGACGUCUACGGCCUGACACGAGGGGUCCAGCUACUGGACAGUGAGAUGGUGCCUCUCGAUUGCCUGCAUCCUCACUCCUUCACCGCGGCCCACCAGGCAUCCUUAUGGCGGGACCCAGACGACCCUCGCCUUUCUAUCAGACUGUGUGACCUUCGCCACCAGCACAAGGAGGAAGAGGAGCGCCUGCACCCCCUUAGCUCCACCUCCUGUUCCAUCCCCCAGAACUCCCACAACUCCCAGCAGUGCUCCCUGCUCCCCUCGCUCCUUGACAGCGAUCUCCACUUCCACCCACUCCGAGGUGCCAACGUCAAAGCCCUCGAUGAGAACACGGUGAUCCGGGGCGUGGAGCACCGCAGCGGUGACGAGAGGACCUUGGUGUUCACCAGCCGGCCACUGUGUUGUGGAGAGAGUGUGUUUGUAAAAGUGACCAAGGCGGGUGGCACUCGUCUCGGGUCACUCUCCUACGGCGUGACGUCGUGCGACCCGGCCGGGCUUCGGCCCAAUGACCUGCCAUACAGCCCGGAGUCUCUGGUCGACCGCAAGGAAUUCUGGGCGGUGUGUCGGGUAGGGACGCCCCUGCAUAACAGUGAUAUCCUGUGUUUCGUGGUGAACGUGGAGGGGGAGGUAUUUCUGAGCCUCAAUGGGAUCAAUGCGGGGAUGCAGGUGUGUGUGGACAACUCCCGACCUCUAUGGAUGUUCUUUGGUCUGCAUGGAGACGUUACACAACUCAGGAUCCUAGGCUCGUCUUUGAAUGCAGACCCUCAGGGGCCAUCAAUUCCCAGCUCCCCAUCCUACACCCCAACACAGCGCUGCAGCGACAGCUCCGAGCCCAACCUGAACAUCAACCUCAACACCAUUCUCAAUGCCAGCUUCCCACCAGCCUUCAACAGCUCCACAGGUACGACUCCCAGCUCUCCAUUCUCCAGCCACCCAGAAUCCUCCACUUUCCAAGUUUGCUCGGGCUCUUGGAGUGACGAGUGCACCAUCUGUUAUGAGAACGUAGUGGACACGGUGCUGUAUGCCUGUGGUCACAUGUGUCUCUGCUACGCCUGUGGCCUCAAACUGAAGAAGAUGGCCAACGCCUGCUGUCCGAUCUGCAGGAGGACUAUCAAAGACAUUAUAAAGACCUACCGGAGCACGUAGGAUCGGCCUAACACAGUGGCUUAUUCACCGAGAUCAAAGAAAACAUUGAGGCCUAUCAGUGCAUGUAGGGCUGACCUGUCUGUGUCACCUAUGGCUCAGCUACAGGAGGUUUUUCAUCAAAGACCACCAGAGACAUACUGUAAUUCAGUCUUAUUGGAGCAUGUAGGUUUGGCCGGUCUCAGUAUGGCUCAGCAACACUGAGAUUCAGCAUCCAGUUGGCCCGUCAAAGAUAUCAGAAAAACAUGUUGGGGCAUAAAGGGCUGGCAUUUCACCAUGACCUGUCUACUGUACAGUGGAGGCUGCUGAGAGGCAGACUGCUUAUAUUAAUGGCUGGAAUGGAGAAAAUAGAAUGACAUCAAUUGGGGAGCAUGAGCUUGUGGUAAUGUUAUGGAAACCAUUUGUAUGAUGUAUUUGAUACCACUCCACCUAUUCUGCUCCAGCCAUUACCACCAUCCUGUCCUCCCCAAUUAAGUUGCCAUCAACCUCCUGUUCUACUGUACCAGGUAUGUGAUAGACCAUUAAAGAUAUUAUAACAAUACACAGGAAGGGGCCAUGCUGGCUUCCACUGUGUCACUGUAUCCCAGAUACUGGAUUGGACUCCGCUAUCAUGGAGGUGGACUUAACCAGGAGGGAUCUGGCUCACUCACUACGAAACAAUCAUCUUCCACCCCACUGGUGGUGGACAGUGAUGCAUGUUUUGUUGUUUUGGCUCUGUACUCCAGGAUUUUAAAUGAUACACUGACUGUUAGGUUUCUGGUGUAGACUUGUCAGCUUUAAUUUGGGGGUAUUUUCAUCCAUAUCGGGUGAACUGUUUAGAAAUUACAACACUUUUUGCACAUAGUCCCCCCAUUUUAGGGGACCAGUAAGUAUAGGGACAAAUUCACUUAUGUGUAUUGAAGUAGCAAAAAGUUAAGUAUUCGGUGCCAUAUUCAUAGCAAGCAAUGACUACAUCAAGCUUGUGACUCUACACAUUUGUUGGAUGCAUUUUCUCUUUGUUCAGGUUGUUUCAGAUUGUGUGCCCAAUAUAAAUGAAUGGUAAAUAAUUAGUCAUUUUGGAGUCAAUUUUAUUGUAAAAAUAAUAUAAUGUUUCUUAACACUUAAAGGUAACCUUGUAAAGGUAACCUUGUCCCCAGGAUAAUUGCUAGAGAGCCAGCUGUUGGAGGAGAUUAUGGUAAAGGAAACAGGAUAUCUUUGUCACAUUUUGUCUCUUUAGUUAGAAAGUCACUGAUAUUUUGCCUUCAUACUGUGUUUUUGCUGUUUACACAGGAAACUGUAUUCACACAUGUGGAGGUCAAGGAUCUAGCUACAGUAGCUGGUUAUUGUUGCACAGUAUGUGAGCUUUAGACUUGCAUUGCAAUCAUUUAAAACAAACUAUUUAUCUAAUCAUUAAGUUUUCAUACUAAUACAGUGUUUUUAAUCUAUAAUGUUUCAAAGACAACAAUGGUCAGGUACAAGCGACUUUUCAGGUUCAUAAAACAAGGUUGAAUUAUAUGUACGUUUUCUUAAAUGUGUUUUUUCAUGGUGUCAAGAUGUGCCAUCAGAUCCCUCUGUUACGCAAACUGCUCAAGGGAACUAUUUUAGUUUGAAUAUUAUAGAAGAGUAUUUGUGUGUGCCUUUUGGAGAAGAGAACUUUGAUCAGUUACAACACUGAAAUGUUCAGGCAAAUGAAUAUUCAGGUGCAUAUUUAUCCCAGUUCACUUUUACAUAGGAAUGAAGACUUGUGUCCAAUCACACAUCCCAUCUAUUGAUGUAAAAAAAUAUGGUGUUUUAAAGCCAACAUUUGAGUAUGUGUAAUAUGUACUCUAUGUAUGAAGUUAUUCAGCGCUAUUAAUAGAAACUGUUUAACACAAGCCUCUGUCAUUGUAUUGUAUAAUACUGGAUUAAUCUUGCGCUUGAGAAGAGGUUUGCCUUGACUUUUCUACUGGUUCAGUUUUUCUGACCAAAUUAGGACAUACAGAGAUCAACCAUGAUACAUGUUAACAGAGACAAUUAUAAUAAUGAUAAUGAUUUUGUGUUGUACUGUAUGAUAAUUAUUUAUUUUUUCAAUCAUAUGAAUUAUCACUGUGUUUGUUCUUUUGACAUCCUGUACAGCACAAUACAAAGUGUACAAGUC
Molecule: messenger RNA, 4253 nt
Organism: Oncorhynchus kisutch (coho salmon)
Lineage: Eukaryota; Metazoa; Chordata; Actinopteri; Salmoniformes; Salmonidae
Product: E3 ubiquitin-protein ligase NEURL1
Exons: 6
Coding region: 350-2140 (596 amino acids)
Biological process (GO): negative regulation of Notch signaling pathway
Cellular component (GO): plasma membrane; postsynaptic density
Molecular function (GO): ubiquitin protein ligase activity
Source: RefSeq, a predicted model, not a curated record